UGUAUGUGUGUGUGUAUGUGUCCGUGUGUGUGUAUAGCAUGCAUACAGCGCAUGCAUAAAAUAGGGCUGUGGUAAGUAUUACCAACCGUGUACCUGUUUUCAAAAUAUGCUUUGGAAAAAUGGCUGUUUCAGGAGGAAUUAUUAUGAAUAGUUUAAAAGCUAUUCAUAGAUUUGGUGCGUACAAUGGAAUGUUUCCUGGAGCUCUAUCACAAGUCAGGCAUUAUGCUGCAAGAAAAGGAACUCGCGAAAAGAUGAGAAAAAAAAAAGUUAAAGUAGAAGUUAAAAAACUAACAUUAGCUGAAAAGAUCAAGCGCCACAAAAAAGUCAAUAUUGUGAAGCCUGAUAUGAUUCUCUACAAUUUCGAAAAAAAGCUUGUUGCCACAGAUGAUGUCUAUUAUAGACCUUUUUAUCAAUGGAAAAUUUAUUCAUUUGCUGAGGCUAUUGAGUCUCACAGAGAAUAUUUUCAUCCAACGAUGUUUAAUAUGCCAGAUACAUUAGUUAAUAUAUACGUAGAGCUAAAUAUGCAGGGUGUCAAAAAAACAAAACCUGUUGAAACUUUCCAUAGCAUUGUUCCUGUAAGACACAAUUUUGACCAUGGUGAAGUCAGACAAAUUUUAGUAUUCUGUAAGACAGAGAACGAAGUUAAAGAAGUUUUAGAUAAUGGUGCAGCGCUUGCUGGUGGAUCAGAUAUCAUAAAAUUAAUAAUGAGUGGUGAAAUUUCUGUAAGUAAUUAUGACACUGUAAUUGCUCAUCCUUCUAUGAUGCCAGAAAUAUUAACUAUUCGUGGCUUGUUAAAAAAGAAACAUCCAACAAUUAAGCAAGGAACUGUGAGCCCAGAUUUGAAAACCAUGCUGAAUACUCAUCUUCGUGGCAUAAAAUAUACUGCAAAACCAUAUGAUCAUUAUCCAGAGUAUGGACAAACAACUAUUCCUAUUGGCACGUUGGAUAUGCCAACUGAACAUUUGGAAGACAACUUGCAAGAUGCUGUAGAUAGUAUUAUGAAAGUAAAACCAAAGAGACCUGGUUUUUUUAUUACUAGGAUUCGAGUUGAAUGUCCUUCAUCAAAAGCAAGAUUGAAAAUAGAUCAUACUAUAUAUACUAAAGAAGAAAGUUCUGAUAAUAAACAGCCAGCUCCUGAAGAGGAAGAAGAUGAUAAUGUCGCCGUAGCUGUACCCGUAUCGUAAUUUUUUUAGAAAAAUUUUUUUUAUCUUGUACACAUUUUAAGGUAAAGAAACAGAAUUUAUUGUUGACAAUUGGUUAGUUAAAUAUACAACAUUUAUUUAUCAAAAUUCAAUUUUAUUUUAUAUAAUGUAUAUUAUUUUAUUUAUCAGUCUAAGACAAAAAAUGAACUUUCAUAUGGAAAUUUUUACUGCGAUAAUAAUAUACUUUAAAGAAUAAUAACAUUGUUAUGGUUAUUAUAUAAAGGCAUGAUCAAUAGCCACAUUAACGAGAAAUGGUAUUAUUCAUAAAUUUAAUUUACAAAAUAGAUUAUAUAAUUCGUCGUAGUUUCUGAUAGAAUAUUGCAUUUAACUUAAUGUUUUUAUUAUAGAGAAAUUCAGUUGAAUGCAUUACUUAUAAUACUAAUUUAAUUGUUUUAAAACACUAUUAAAUUGUUUUAAUGAAUAUAAAAUUCAACUACGUUAAUAAAUAUUUAUUAAUUAAGAUUCAGAAAGGAUGCGGUCUAUAUAAAAAAAGUAAAAGUAACAUGAUGAGAAAACUUAUUAAAAAGUAAUUUUUAGAAUUACGUUAAAAUAAUUCACUUCGAACAAUAUAAAGUAAGUUUACGCAAAAGGAACACCUGCGUUACGUGCGCACAAUGUAGGGUAACAAUGAAGUACAAAACGUAUCGGUAAAUUGUAAGCUCAGAACAACGCCCAGCCAAAAUUGCCCUUCAUGCUUCAGAAUAUGAAUUUUCAUCAGGAUACAUCAUUUAUACAAAUUAUUAAUAAGAAAUUCGUUAGUUUCGAUUACAUAAUCAUGCUUAUGCGAUAUUUCCAUACAGUAAAGAUAAAUUCUGCAUUACUUUUCAUCUGUUUUUCAAAAAUCCUUAAAAAUACUCAAACAGCACAAAACAUUUUUUCCAAAACGUUUUGUGUAAAACCAGAAAACGUUAUUAAAUCUUCGGUGAAAAAAACGUUUUAAAUGUCCGCAGAUUUUUGCAGAUUUGAUAGGUGUAAAAAACGUUUGCUAAACGUAUUAAAAGAGUUUUGAAAACGUUUUAUUGUUAUUUUUUUGUUUAUAAUUGUUAAUGAAAAGAUGUUGUGGAGUUUGGUUUGGUUGUAAACUGUAAUGAACUCGCAAUAAGUUCGUGAAUUAGGGAAAAAGAAACAAGAGGAGCUAAACGCGCUAGACGACAUCACUAGUCUUUAAUAGUAUAGAUAUUCUAGUUUGCUAACCAGAAAUUUUUUUUCUAUAAAACCUUUUUAUUUAUAAAUAUAAAUUUAUACUACAUAAGAUUGAAAGGUUAAUAAAACUCAAAAAUAAUUUUAAUCACUAAUCUCAUUAAAAAUUA
This is a messenger RNA of Phymastichus coffea, 2512 nucleotides long. RefSeq names its product large ribosomal subunit protein uL1m (gene mRpL1). The transcript is spliced from 8 exons. The coding region runs from base 120 to 1184 and encodes 354 amino acids. NCBI's taxonomy places the organism in Eukaryota, Metazoa, Arthropoda, Insecta, Hymenoptera, Eulophidae. The record is from RefSeq and is a predicted model, not a curated record.